AUGGAAAAGGAAAAAUUGCUAUAUGAAAAAUUUUAUCCUGCAUAUAAUGCUUACAGAUUUCAUUUCAGUCGAUUGUGUGACAAAAAAAAAAACAUUGAAUCAAUUAUAGGAGACAAAAAAGUGAAAAAUUGUCACCAUAUGAUUGUAGUUAGUAGUUAUUUCUCAAUGAAAAAAAUGAGUGCAAAAGAUACUACUCAAAAAAUGAGAGGAGGAGACAGCCCUCAAAAAACGAAUAGUUUGUGCUUAUCAGGAAGAGAAAAAAGGUUAUUUGUUUCUUUUAUUUUUUUAUGGAACCAAAAGGAGCCAAAUGAAAAAACAAACUUCUUAUCUCAACUUUUCACAACUGCAAUUAUUCAAACUUUCGAAUUUUACCAUAUUAAAUUCAACAUAGAAGGAACAAACAAUAUGUCAAAUGGGGAUACAAAAAUUGUUGGCUGUCUUGUUGAUGUUCAUUUUGUAAAAAUGAAUAGUCUAGUCACCCCUAGAAUUUGCAUAUCAUCAUUUGGCCAUAAUCAUUCUGUCUUCAUGGUGACGAACAUAAGUAUUGAUUCUGAAUUGCUACGUGCAAAAAAUGAUAUGAUAAAUGGAAUACACUCGAAAGAGAGCAAUCCUGAAUCUUAUAAGAAAAAUCUAGUACACGAUAUUAACUAUCAAGAUACAGAAGAAACGAUGGUAGAAAACGUUAUUGACAAAUUAAUAGAAAAAUUUUACUCAGUUAUGAACACAUUGGUCACUAAUGAGUCCUCGUCAUUGCUGGGCAUAGGCAAAAUUAAGCCCUGCACAAGGAUAUAG
Molecule: messenger RNA, 792 nt
Organism: Plasmodium gonderi
Lineage: Eukaryota; Apicomplexa; Aconoidasida; Haemosporida; Plasmodiidae
Exons: 1
Coding region: 1-792 (263 amino acids)
Source: RefSeq, a predicted model, not a curated record